UGCACUUCUAAAACAUUUUGUGUACGAUUCUUCUGUUGCUUAUACAACCUGAUACUGCCACCUUCACAGUACAAAUCUGUCUGCAUUUGGCGCCUACUGUGGCUAUUUUAACGGGACAAGAAACAAUGAACAGCACACUGACGUUAUCACCUAAGCCAACAGGGCCGCACGCAAGGUUCUCAGGCCGAUACCAGUAUGCCUCCCUAGCAGGCAAAUCGAGGACGAUAAGGCUACUCAAGAUCUGUGACGGGAAAAAUUAUACCUUGGAAGGCCAAAAUGACAUCGAGCGCAACCAAUGUGAGCAAGAUUGCUGUCAAGACAUUGGCUCGAAUACGCCGAGACUCGAAUUGCACGAAACAGACCUGGACACUGCUCCUGCAUAUGAGGCUGUCUCAUAUGCUUGGGGUAGCGCGGCUUCAAUGCAGAAGGUAGUGUGUAACUCUGGGGUGUUGCAAAUUACACAGAGCUGUUUCAAUCUUCUACGCACACUGCGCACAAGGGAUCAGUUUAGCCCUCUUAGAAAAACCUCGCGUCGCCACGGACAGAAGAAUGAGUACGCAAACAAAAUCGGGUUCUAUUGGAUCGAUGCCAUCUGUAUUGACCAAUCCUCUCUACAAGAGCGCAGCCAGCAAGUCGCCAUAAUGGCUGCCAUCUACCAAAAGGCCGAUCAGGUGGUUGUCUGGCCGGAGUACCAUGGAACGACGUUCAUGAUAGAAGCAAUCCUGGCAUCUGGAUUCCACCAUAGAUUGAGCGAAGAGCAGGUUUGUCAUCUACGUAGCUUGAUUGAAAGACCGUACUUUACACGGAUGUGGCCACUGCAAGAAAUCGCACUGGCUAGAUCGUGCUGCAUACUGAUCAGUGCAAACGAAGAACUCAAUAUCAGAAGUGUUCUCCUACUGCCGUGUGAAGGAUGGAGAUCCCAAGACGACUGGCCGCUGAGGUCACGUGCUGCGGCUGUCAGGAGCCAGUACGAACGGGUUAUCUUCUUGCAUCGACAGCUAGUAACAAUUUUCCAAUCUCAAUCCUAUGAUUCGAAAAUUGCUACACGACUGUCUUUGCAUCGACAGUUACUGACGUUUACCCAUUUUCACCCCAAUGGCUGGACGAAUGCUGAGCAAUCACCUCUUCUUUUUCAGCUUGCAGGCGAUAAUCAACCCGAGGCUCCAAAAUCCGCUGAACAACGGAGCGAUUCUCAUUUGUGUUCGCUCUCCACGGCCUACUCGAAUAGUUAAACGCACCCUUCAGAGCUCCAGAUUACAGAAAGUCCAUCGAGGAGGUUUAUGUGGACACGACUGAAGCCGCAAUGUCAUUUGACGGUAGCCUUCGCAUCUUGGGCGGUCUCACCGGGAGCUCAAAUUUCAACUUACCCAGCUGGAGUCCUGAUUGGUCGGAUCAUCAACACAUCACCGAGGUAGCAGAAUGGCAGUACUACGAAGCUGCUGGGCAAA
Molecule: messenger RNA, 1448 nt
Organism: Boeremia exigua
Lineage: Eukaryota; Fungi; Ascomycota; Dothideomycetes; Pleosporales; Didymellaceae
Product: heterokaryon incompatibility protein-domain-containing protein
Exons: 3
Coding region: 126-1232 (368 amino acids)
Source: RefSeq, a predicted model, not a curated record